AUGCGCACCGCAUAUUUUUCGGACGAUGUGCUUUCGUCACUGGAAUCCUCUCUGUCGCAUAAAAACGACGGCCAGCUCCCACUCCCGGGCCUCUCUCGACGCCUCGCCAUGCUCUGGCAUCGCCGUUCUUCGUGGGCUUUCCCAGCCUUCCUCUCCUUGUUCAUCGUCUUUUUUACCUGGCCUUUCACGCUCCGGACAGCUGCGUCAACCCGAGCCGAAUAUGCUGACCUCGCUGCUGCGUCCCCCACGCUCAAAUCGGACAACCUGACGGACGUUGUCCAGUGGGACAACUACUCGCUUUUUGUCUAUGACCAACGCAUUUUCUUGCACUCGGGCGAAUUCCAUACUUUUCGUCUCCCCGUACCUGACCUCUGGCUCGACAUCUUCCAGAAGAUGGUCGCUGCCGGCUUGAACGCAGUCAGCAUAUACAUUCACUGGGGGUUGACGAAUCCCGCUCCCGGCGUGCUCGACUUCAAUGACUGGCGCGCCCUCCAGCCGUUCUUCGAUGCUGCAAAACUCGCAGGGCUUUGGAUCGUGCUGCGCCCAGGUCCAUACAUCAAUGCCGAGACCACCGCCGGCGGCAUUCCGCUUUGGGUCACGAGUCUCGUCGCGGGUCAGCUCCGUACGAACGCGUCGGAUUAUGAGGCCGCGUGGCAGCCGUACAUCGCCGGCAUCGCUGAAAAUGUCAUCCCGAACCAGGUUUCUAGCGGCGGGCCCAUCCUCGCCGUACAGGUCGAUAAUGAGUAUUAUCAGGAUGCGGUCACCGGGGAAUACUUCGCCGAGCUCGAGGCGGCGUACCGCUCAGCGGGUGUUCUCAUCCCCUUGACGUACAACGAUCCGGGCGAAGGCCGCAAUUUCGUCAACGGUACAGGCGCUGUCAACAUCUACGGACUUGACUCGUACCCACAAGGCUUCGAUUGUUCCCAUCCUGAGCAGUGGGCAUCUGUCGUGACGAACUAUCAUCAGUACCAUGAGGAGGUCGACCCAGGCGAGCCGUGGUACAUGCCCGAGUUCCAAGGCGGCGCGUUCGACCCGUGGGGUGGUCCCGGUUACAACAACUGCGAAAUUCUGACGGGCGCAGAUUUCAUGGACGUGUUCUACAAGCAGAACUGGGCGUCGAACGUAAAGCUCAUAUCCUAUUACAUGAUUUACGGUGGCACAAGCUGGGGAGGACUUCCUGAGCCUUCGGUAUACUCAAGCUACGACUACGGCGCGUCGAUACGCGAGUCGCGGCUGCUGAGCGACAAGUACGACGAAAUUAAGCGCCAGGGAAUCUUCCUCCGCAGUUCGCCUUCGUUCCGCAAGACCGACUGGGUCGGCGACACCAGCACUACGAUCCCUGGCGUCACCGUCAACGGCUCGGGCGCGUACGUCACCCUCCUGUACAACUACGAUACGGGGACCGGGUUCUACAUCGCACGCCAAGCGGACUCGACCUCUACGACCAAUAUUAACUUCACCCUGACAGUUCCCACCUCGGCUGGCACACUCACGAUCCCCAGCACGUCAGGCGCGAUUGCGCUCGACGGGCGGCAGAGCAAGGUCAUCGUGACCGACUACGCGUUCGGUGCACAGUCAAGCGUGCUGUACUCCACCGCGAGUAUAUUCUAUGCCGGUACCAUCGGCGCGCGCGACGUGCUGUUCCUCUACGGCGACGCCAACCAGAGCCACGAGGUCGCGCUCGUUCUGAACGGAUCUAGCGCUCAAGCGUCAGACGUCUCUUACUCCAACGCUGGAGGAGCAGGGGGAAUCACGACCGUGACCUUCCUCCCCGGAAUCACCGGGCUCGUCACAGUCUGGGACUCGGCAACCCAGCUUAUACUGUACGCGGACCCCAUCACGACCGCGACCUUCUGGGCGCCUGCAAUCCCCACUGCAGGCGCGUCCACGGACUUCCCGAACUACUUCCAGUUCGGAACGAACGAGACCGUGCUCAUCGGCGGGCCUUACCUCGUGCGCAACGCGUCCAUCGCCGACGGCGAGCUCGCGCUCCGCGGGGACCUCAACGCGAGCGUCCCGCUCACAGUCGUCGCCCCUCCCGAGGUGACGAGCGUGUCGUGGAACGGCGUGCCCGUCGAACUCGAGUUCGCCUCGGCCGACGGUGGCGCACAGGGAGGGGUGCUCGUAGGGUCUCUCCAGAUGAGCACGGCGCUGGCGCAGGUGACAGUACCCGCGUUGACCGGGUGGCGCUACAACGACAGCUUACCUGAGGUGUUGAGUAACUAUUCGGAUGCAGAGUGGGUCGUGGCGAACCAUACGACGACGAACAUCCCGGCGAUGUUGUAUGGGGACGGGCGGGUGUUGUAUGGUUGUGACUAUGGAUACUGCGAGAAUGCCGUCCUCUGGCGCGGCCAUUUCGAAGGUACCGGAUCCGAGACUUCUGUCAAUCUGACGAUCAACGGCGGCACCGCGUUUGGCGCUACGGUAUAUCUGAAUGAUGUAUUCCUCAACUCCACGUACGACAUCUCGGCGGAGCAGACCACUGAGCUGUACACAUUCCCUCCGGGCUCCGUGCAGGUCGGGCAGGACAACGUCAUCACGGUCGUGCAGGAUAGUUCGGGAAACGACGAAGAUGCCAAUGAGAAAUCACCCCGCGGCAUUCCCGGCUUCCAACUCAACGGUGGGAACUUCACCGUGUGGAAGGUCCAAGGCAAGCUCGGCGGCUACAUGAACUACCCCGACAAGGUUCGGGGCGUGCUCAACGAGGGCGGCUUCUAUGGCGAGCGCGAAGGCUGGCAUCUGCCCGGCUUCGACACGUCCAGCUGGACCGCUCGCGAGCUGACCGAAGGCCUCCCCGGCGGUGGACCCGGCAUUGGCUUCUUCGUCACGACGUUCGAUCUCGCCGUCCCCGCCAAUUCGGACGUACUGAUGUCGUUCCAGUACGACACGUCGAGCCAGCCGUACCGCGCACAGUUAUACGUGAAUGGCUGGAACUACGGCAAGCGCGUCGCGAACUUCGGCCCGCAGACUAAUUUCCCCGUCCCCCAGGGUAUCCUGAACUACAGCGGCACAAACACCGUCGCCGUGGCCCUCUGGUCCAUGGAAGAUACCCCGGUCUCGCCCACGCUCGCAUUGCAAGUCGACACCGUCAUUGAGGGCGGCGUUGGGGCCAUCGCUCUCAAUAACCCUGGGUGGACGCCGCGUCCCUCGGCGUCUUAA
Sparassis crispa is the source of this 3159-nucleotide messenger RNA. Its product is annotated as Probable beta-galactosidase. Lineage: Eukaryota; Fungi; Basidiomycota; Agaricomycetes; Polyporales; Sparassidaceae. Gene Ontology annotation, molecular function: beta-galactosidase activity. Bases 1 to 3159 code for a protein of 1052 amino acids. Gene Ontology annotation, cellular component: vacuole. The transcript is spliced from 20 exons. The record is from RefSeq and is a predicted model, not a curated record. Gene Ontology annotation, biological process: carbohydrate metabolic process.